AUGCAAAGUCCAUCCGCCACCACAAGCCUCCGGCCGAUUCCCACCCCCACCGGCGAAGCCUAUGAAGAGGUGCUAGAAGCUGAGGACGCCAACAAGCGAAAGGUCCUCGUCUCGGUCCUCGGUCCGUUCUUCGGCCUCUGUGUCCUUAUCAUCGCCAUCUCGCUAGCCAUCCGGCACUGGAGAGAAAAACGAAAGCAGAGCAACGUGAGAUCCGCCACGGAGAUGGUCCAGUGUCCAGAUGAUGCAAGCUCUGUGCCGUAUUCGCCUACGUUCAGCAAACGUUCAAGUGCAAGGGACAUAGAGGCGCCUCCCUGGAGGCCCAAACCCGCGCGGACCGAGCUAGCUUCACCAAUCGAAUCAAUUGAGUAG
Molecule: messenger RNA, 369 nt
Organism: Nannizzia gypsea CBS 118893
Lineage: Eukaryota; Fungi; Ascomycota; Eurotiomycetes; Onygenales; Arthrodermataceae
Exons: 1
Coding region: 1-369 (122 amino acids)
Source: RefSeq, a predicted model, not a curated record